AUAGUCAUUUGUUAAUACUGACAUUUGAAGUUCAUCUAGGAGCAACGGUUGUUCUAGUGACAGAUAAUUUAAUUGUUAAAUAAAUAAUUUUACUAUAGAAAAUGCGUGAAUGUAUAUCCAUACAUGGCGGGCAAGCUGGUGUCCAAAUUGGUAACGCGUGUUGGGAACUGUACUGCUUGGAACAUGGUAUUCAACCUGAUGGGCAGAUGCCUUCAGACAAAACGGUUGGUGGAGGUGAUGAUUCCUUUAACACGUUUUUUAGCGAGACUGGCGCCGGUAAGCACGUCCCUAGGGCAGUAUUCAUAGACCUAGAACCGACAGUAGUUGAUGAAGUCCGCACAGGCACAUACCGCCAGCUAUUCCACCCCGAGCAACUUAUAACUGGUAAAGAAGAUGCGGCCAAUAAUUACGCCAGAGGUCACUAUACCAUUGGUAAGGAAAUCGUUGACCUAGUACUUGAUAGAGUGCGCAAGCUAGCGGACCAGUGUACAGGGUUACAAGGCUUUCUUAUAUUUCAUUCAUUUGGUGGUGGCACAGGGUCGGGUUUCGCUUCUUUGCUCAUGGAACGCCUCUCUGUAGAUUACGGAAAAAAGUCGAAACUAGAAUUUGCUAUAUAUCCAGCGCCACAAAUUUCUACAGCAGUCGUGGAACCUUACAAUUCUAUAUUAACUACACACACAACAUUAGAACAUUCCGACGCGGCCUUCAUGGUAGAUAACGAAGCCAUUUAUGAUAUUUGUAGAAGAAAUUUGGACAUAGAAAGGCCUACGUACACGAAUCUGAAUAGAUUGAUUGGACAGAUCGUAUCUUCUAUAACCGCUUCACUUAGAUUCGAUGGUGCCCUAAAUGUGGACUUGACAGAGUUUCAAACAAACUUGGUUCCAUACCCACGAAUACAUUUCCCGUUGGUAACAUAUGCCCCUGUCAUUUCUGCUGAAAAAGCAUAUCAUGAACAGUUAUCCGUAGCGGAGAUUACAAACGCCUGCUUCGAGCCAGCUAAUCAAAUGGUGAAAUGUGAUCCAAGGCACGGGAAAUACAUGGCUUGUUGUAUGCUGUACCGAGGCGAUGUUGUUCCAAAAGAUGUGAAUGCAGCCAUUGGAACUAUCAAAACUAAACGGACCAUUCAAUUUGUGGACUGGUGUCCGACAGGGUUUAAAGUUGGAAUCAACUAUCAGCCACCGACUGUUGUUCCAGGUGGUGACUUGGCUAAAGUACAACGCGCUGUAUGUAUGUUGUCGAAUACAACAGCGAUUGCAGAAGCAUGGUCCCGCUUAAAUCAUAAGUUUGAUCUCAUGUAUGCAAAGCGAGCAUUCGUCCAUUGGUACGUAGGUGAGGGUAUGGAGGAGGGGGAGUUUUCUGAGGCUCGUGAGGACUUGGCUGCUCUCGAAAAGGACUAUGAAGAGGUUGGUAUGGACUCUGGGGAAGGGGAAGGUGAAGGUGGCGAGGAAUAUUAAUUUUUAUACACGCUAUAUUUUUAGAACUAUUUCUGAUGUAACGUAGAACUAAAUUUUGUUUCAGUUUUGAUCUAAUGCAAUAAAUUAUACAAGUAUUUUUUUAUUACUCUU
Achroia grisella is the source of this 1565-nucleotide messenger RNA. Its product is annotated as tubulin alpha-1 chain-like. Gene Ontology annotation, cellular component: cytoplasm; microtubule. Gene Ontology annotation, biological process: mitotic cell cycle; microtubule cytoskeleton organization. Lineage: Eukaryota; Metazoa; Arthropoda; Insecta; Lepidoptera; Pyralidae. The record is from RefSeq and is a predicted model, not a curated record. Bases 102 to 1454 code for a protein of 450 amino acids. Gene Ontology annotation, molecular function: structural constituent of cytoskeleton; GTP binding. The transcript has a single exon.